Amoebophrya sp. A25 is the source of this 1800-nucleotide messenger RNA. Lineage: Eukaryota; Dinophyceae; Syndiniales; Amoebophryaceae. The record is from the annotation of a GenBank genome assembly.
CAAGGUUCGAAUUUGAGAACUGUGAAAAAGUGACCCAUGAAUUGUAGGUGACAUGCAAAUAGAAAUGGAUAACGUGCGCAAGCAGUAGAAGUCUAUGACCUGAGCUCGUGAACCAUUGCACAACGAAAAGAUGAGAGCAGCAGCAGCUACAAGUACUUAUAGUUUCAAUGACGGAUCAGUGUAACGAUAGAGCAGGACGAGUCGACGAUCAACAGCACAUCGGAACCGAGCCAGUAUUCUCCAACAGCACCUCGGAACCGAGCCAGUAUUCUCAUCUUUCCGGAACCACUAGAGUCGUCCGCACUACAUCCAACAUUCUUGAGCACAUCACAGCAACUUGAAGAGCUAAGAGGUGAACAACCACAAUGAUGCCAAGCGCUUCGAGUAGUAGCAUCAAUCCGAUGCUGCUCCUUCUUUGCCCCGGAUCAGCUGCGGCUGCCUGCUGUAAAACGAUGCUUGUAGUUAUGGUGGGCAAAAGUGAUUAUUCGACAUGAAACUAUUUCUAGAGAUACAACGAUGAGCCUGUGGAUGUGAAGGACAGUAUGAAAACUAUUGCGAAGUAGAACUAGUCUUUGCAUCUUUACCGCGAUGAAGUAGUGGUUUUACUUUGAGUAUUCUCAUGAGUAAUAUCACUGUCUCUUACGGCCUUCAUAGGCGAUGACAACGAGCUUUUGCUGAGGCGACGUGCGGAGAGGCAGGAGCAAGAGGAAAAAAUCAAGUGGCGACCAAAACGUCUCUAUACGGAUGGCAGAACGUACUAGACUCAUCAAUCUAUUGUACUACCUCCGAUCAGUAUCAGAUAUAACACGUCUCGAGCGUAACCUUACCUAAGCUUAACCUCAGAUUGGAUUGGCAGACUCUGAACUACAACAUUUACCAUGACUUACAACUAGGUACGAGGGCCAGUGGUUAGGCGACUUUAGGCAUGGGAGAGGAACAGAACGGAGUGCCUACGGCGAUUUCGUAUAUGAAGGUGAUUUCGUGAAUGACCGAUACGAAGGUCUGGGUGCGAUGCGGUGGAGCAAUGUUAUGGCUCUCAGAUCACAUUUCGCAAUUCGAGUUGUGCCAAUGGAUUCGAAUUUACAUCACCAUCCUUUAUAGCAGGUAUCAAAUUCGGGAGGAGUGAGAACAAACUACACCUACAACCUAGAAUCGAGGAUCUUGAUCUAGUACUAGUAACCAUCUACUUAAGAGAAAGCUCAUCAUGAUCUUCUUCUAAUGCAAGUGCAAACUACGUAGGUGACUUUCAAGACAAUCAGAAGCAUGGCAGAGGACACGAGAAAUACGCAUCAGGCGACGAGUAUAGAGGAACCUUUCGUGCAGGUGUACCACACGGCAAAGGGUGUUUUAUUCAUCGUGACGGUCAAAUUUUCCAUGGUCUCUUUAAAGAUGGAAAACUAGUUGAGGUGCUAUCCCGAGAUGAAAACUUAAACUAAAACUAGUCGGAUGAAUUAUCCUUGAUAGGUACAAGACUGUAACAAAAUUUGUUGGAUGUAAUCUAUUAGAUAGACUUACUUGCCCCAUCUCCAUGUUGGAAGGCUAGCUAUGAUGAAUACUUAUCCUUGAUAAAAAUGCAGGAGGUCGCGAUGUACCUGAGAUUUUUAUUUUAUUUUGAAAGAGCAUCUUCUACUCUACUAUUGACAACGAGCACUUUCUCUCAGCAGAAACAGGAACAACAGCUUGUUCCAUGUAGAUUACUAUUGGAAGAAAAUCUUGAUGACACAACAUCUUGUGCAGUGCUUUCCUGAACAACAUCUUGACAAAACAAUCAAGUCGCGUCAGCUAUCAGGAUAGUGUUCG